AUGUGGAAGAUGGUCUAUGGUAAGAAAUCAAAUUUACCGAUAGAAAAGUAACGAUAAUAAUAAUAAUUAGUACUUGAAAAUGUUAAAAUGCAUAUCUUAUCAGGAUUAUCCUUCAUUUGACCUUCUUCUUUCAUCACUGUAUGGCCAUGGCUUCUGCAAUAGCGAGUGCAUAAAUACAUUUUUACUAUAUUAUGUUUCGUGGUCCACGUGCAUCGCUAUUGUCGUUAGCCUUUUUAACCUUAAUGUUAGCAUUCACACUCUCCACACUGUUCUCCAUACAUAUCUUGUGUUACUGAUGAGGAGAAUUUGUUUAAUAAUCAAAAUCUUUUUUACCGGCUUAUCAAUUCUAUUCUUUAAAACUUUUAUGUAUAAUUUUAUAAAAUGUUGGCUACACUUGAAGGAGUUAACGAUAAAAGAAAAUUAAAAUCUAUAACAUUGCGAUACAUCAAAGUCGUCUGAUUUCUAUUCGGCAGCAAUUUUGGGGUUCUCUUGUAUAUAAAAAGAAAAUAACAAAAAAAGCCCAGCCAAACUUUUGGGUCAUAACUUAUAACAAAAAAUGAAUGGAAGCCUUAAAGGUUGGAAUCUUCCUUUUUUUAAGUGACAUUUUUUUGUUAUAAUCAACACUUUUUUUAAUUUACAGGUCUUGAAAAAAACAAAGAAGGUGACUUUCCACCGAACGACUGUGAAAAAGUUGCUGCAACAGGACCGAUGGCAGGUAAGAGUGAGGUUAUUUUCUUCUGUUGAACAAGGGUGCUUUCGAUUAUUCGGAUGCUUUUAGCUUUUCAAUGUUUAGUGUAGCAUCUCCGAGUAAACUGACGUAUAUGUAAAAUAACUGUUUCCCUCUCCCGCUUACAGUCUCCCUUGCUUGCUGGGUUGGAAUCCCAGUUUAUCUAGUCUUAAUAGCGAUGUAACUAUCAUAGACUGAAAUAGCAGUCCCUAAAGCUCCUGUCUUCCUUGCUCUUUUGUGCGUUGUUGCUCAGGGCUCCCAUUGAUAACAGACAGCUUUUUGCGUCUGAAGGGGCUACCCUGAGCGGCAUAAAUUAAUAAAUGUUCUUCUUCUUCUUUUUCUUCUUGUUUCCCUUGCUCGCUGGGUUGGAAUCCCAGUUUGUCUAGUUUUAACGAUGAUUUAACUAUCAUAGACUCAAAUAUUAGUCCUGAAAGCACCUGUCUCCCUUGCUUGGAAUCCCAGUUUAUCUAAUUUUAAUAGUAAGUUUUAACUAUCAUGGAUUACAAAAUCAGUCCUGGGAGCACCUGUCUCCCAUGCUUGCUGGGUUGGAAUCCCAGUUUAUCUAGUUUAAUAAUGAUUUAACUAUCCUAGACCGAAAUAUCAGUCCUGGGAGCUCCUGUCCCCCUUGCUUGCUGGGCUGGAAUCCCAGUUUAUCUGGUUUUAAUAGUAAGUUUUAACCAUCAGACACUGAAAUAUCAGUCCCGGGAGCUCUUGUCUCCAGUGCUUGCUGGGUUUGAAUCCCAGUUUUACAGGCCAAGCCACUUAAAUUCACUGCUAAUUUUAAACUUUACAGGUGUUGAAAAAACCCAAGAUGACCUUCCACAGAAUGGUUUUGAAAAAGAUGCUGCAACAGGACCGAUGGCAGGUGAUGUCAUUGUUUGCUUUGUCAAUUAAACCAAAGCCAAAAUAUAUUUUUGCAGUAGAGUGCAGUUACUUUGUUCUUUUAAAACCACAGUAAUUUUUCUGAAAUUGUCGACUGUUGUAAGUUUCAGACUAGUGCACUGUGCUGCACCUGUUUUAUGGAACUCGCUGCCAUUAACUAAAAGAAGAAGUAGGAGCCAUUUUUAAAAAGAAUCUUAAAACAUUUCUUUUUAGGAAAGCUUAUACUUUACUAGAAUAACUCUGAAGUUUAGUGCUUGAAUAUUUUAAUUUUAAUUUUGUAUAGAAUUUUAGACUUUUUAGUUUUUCGCAUAGCAUGGAAUUUUUUUAUUAUUAUUAUUAUCGUUAUUAUGAGCUUUUUAGGAAUUUUUUUAAUUGUAACUUAAUGUGAAGCGCUUUUGAAUAUUUUAUAGUUCUAGCACCAUACAAAUUCUUUAUCAUUAUCGUUAUCAUUAUCAUCAUCUCCUACAAAACUGGCGUGAAAUAACCUCUAUCUUAUUUUGUCUUUUUCAUCUUCCGCUUUCAGGUGAACUCAUUUUCCGUACACUUCAACAAAUCCUGCUGCAAGCACGCACAGAGUCCAGCAAGACUGAGCUUUCGCAGGCGUUAAAGAAGACUGCGUUGGAAAAAGGUUUUGCGAUAUCUGACAAUCAAGGAGAGGGAAACUGCAUGUUUUUUGCACUUUCAGAGCAGCUUGACCUCAUCAAAGGAAUUCAAAUCUCCCAUGAUGAGUUACGCCGAACUGUUGUACAACACCUUCGGGAAAACCCCAGGCUGGUAAGUAUCUUAUUACCUUAUUAGGGUGCACACAUUUGCAGUAUACGAGCAUAGCUGUGGCAUUUGCCCGCUACAUUGUUUUAAUUCCUCUUAAAGUUAAAAACAAUAAGGCCCUGUCCACACGUAUCCGAAAUACGCGUCCACACAAAGCGUAUUUGAAUCUUUUUCGCCCGUCCACAUAAAAACGCUAAAAUGAUUGAAAUACGAUAGCAGCCAUUUACAGAGCAUGCGCAGUGUUGUAUUCUAAAUCCUCUGUAUUCGUCCAUCCGCACGUCGGUUUCUAAAAUCUCCACUCUUUGGACCAUUUAUGAAAACCUGCUUCUUCGGCGCCCGAAAAUGCCGAUCACGUGUAGACGGAAGGCUAAAAUGGACAAAUAAAUCUCCGAUUUAAAAAAUGUAUAUAUCCGGAUAUGCGUGGACGGGGCCUCAAAUUCCUGCAAUUGAAUGUGACGGCUUUACGGGUAUGCUGCAAAUGAAUCCACCCUUUAUGAGCCAAACAUCAGCUCUGCAUGAGCAUCACGCUUGUUUGUACUUUGGGAUCAAUCUUAGCAGCUGGGGUUGAUCCGUACUUUGCUUCGUCGUUCACUGCACGACUGCGACGCAAAACGUCUGUAUGCGACGUUUUGUGGAGGGCGCCGAACCCCCCACAGUGACUAAAUGAGCGCGAUAAAUUUUGAGAGAACGCACAUUCUUUUCCCAAGUUACUUUUCGAGUCGGAGGCAUAAGUGGAUACCGAGAAAUUUUUUUAUUUGUUUUUGUCGGCUCGAUCGUCAUGCUCAUGUCCUAUUUUAUUUUUCAACUGUACGGUAUUUUGCUAAACUUGAAAUGUCGACCAACACCAGUUUUGUGUGAACAGGAUAUGACUACAUACUGGUUUUAAAGUCGCAAUUUCCAAACUCACAUUAUUUUAACAGUAAACAUCCCUUCCCUCCUCUCUCUCUUUCUCUCUUACACGUGUAACGAACACCACCCUAAAACCUACUCCAACUCCCUAAAAGUGUUGGUCCCUGCCGUUCUUAACUGUUGGUUUUUUUUUGACAUUUUUUAGGAGUAGUAUAGGUCACAUAGGUUAGACCCCUUUUUGUAGUCGAAUCUUGUUACUGUGAAGUUACGUCGAUGACAUGACAUCUUUAUCUCAGCAAUAAAAUGCGGUGGAAUCUCAUCAAGAUAACGUCGCGAGCUAUUUUUAUGUAGUAUUUAGUAUAUCCAAUUAUUCUUAUAUUGAUGAUGUAACUUGUUGGGAUCUUGUCCUUAUUUUGUGAGAAUGAUGUGGUAGAUCAUUCUAAAUUAUGUGCGUCAUGUUUUUAAUUAUUUGGUCAUGAAGACACCUCUGAACCAUGACGCCUUCAUUGUCCAUUGCAGACAACUUAAUCUGUGUUCACACUAUACCGUAUAGUUUUUUCGCGGGCACGAGAAUCAUACCGGAUGGGGUUUCAGUUCACACAUAAGAACGGUGAUUUCGGCGCGAUUUCUGUUAAACGGAGAGAAGCUGUGCUGCACCGAUCUCUUAAGUGGAGAGUCACAUAUCGGAUACGAUGUUCAUACUAUACUGGAUGGCUUUUCGUGUCGUCACCAAAGCUUAUCUGGUAUAGUAUGAUCAUAGCUUUAUUGUUCUGGUUCCGGUUCACUGAUUCUUGGCGCGCAAAGGAGAUAAAGACGUCAUCGACGUUAAUUCAUUUCACUUUAGAAAAGACGUCUACCUGGCUCCUCCUAUACUACUAAGGUCAACAAAUCUCUGCUUUAAUACUUUAAUAGGGAUACUCCUAAAACAGUGUACACUAUACUAGUGCUGAUACCAGUGGGGUCAGCCUUAGAGAGAACAAACAACGCGGCUGUCUAAAUAAAAUACCUUCUACAAAAGCACUCUACCUUUUUCUCUAUUAACUACAGUAUUUUUCUUUCUUUCUUACAGCCGGAUGGGACAGAACUGUUUCAUUUUGUUGAUGGAUAUCCAUCUUGGGAUGCCUACCUCACAAGUAUGAUGGCAGAUGGUACAUGGGGUGAUCACGUGAUUCUACACGGCGCGGCAAACUGUUUUCAAACGUGCAUCCACGUGAUCAGCAGUCUGCGGCAUCGCCAUGACGUAAUGAUCUGCCCAGAGUAUGAUGUUGCUGGUCGCAACCGGCUUGUGCUGGGUCACCUGCACGAGCUUCACUAUGUUAGCCUUAUUCCACAUAAAGGAGGUAAAGAUGUCUGAUUAUACUGUGAUUCAAGAGUUGCUAACUCGCGUUAUGAAAUGGAAGACAUUUGAGUGGAACAUUUGACCUUAAUUGUGGCACCUCAUUUGCAAAGAUGUUGGAAGACAUAAGAGGUCUAUUUUUUCACAUGUACAGGUUUUAAUCCGUCAAUUUUCUUAUGACUGUACAAUUAGCCGUUUUAAUAGUGAAAACUAAAAACAUUUUCUGCCUAAAAAAAUUCAUGCAGCCUCCUCAAUUUUUCGAUAAAUUACUGUAGUUUUCUUAAUAGAACUUGAUUUUUAGGGCCAGCACCUUGCCUGCAGUCCCCUGUAAAUACUCCACCAUUAGACCCUGUUGUUGUAAAAAUCCUUGGAAAAUAUGCGUACUAAUGAUUACCUAGUUUCUCUCUCUUUGAGUCAUGUCGCUAAUGAUUAUGACUGUCACUGUAGCGUAUGAACACUCGGUUUUAACGUCUGUCAGUAUACAGGUCAAAAUUUUUUUUCUAGCAAUUUCAUUAACAUUUAGAGGUUGAGAACAAUUUUUGCUCCAGUUGUUCCUUGCUUGCAGUCUUUGAAAAUAUUCAGUGUCAGGUUCCAUACUGAGUAGAAUUUAUUCGUAUAGGAUCAAUCCUUUUUAAAGAUAUUCGUUACCACAGAACUUAGUCAAAGACUUUUCUAAUCGAGUUCUUUAAGAAUUGUUCCUGUUUCUGGUGCGCUUUUAUCAAUCUGUAAAUAUUUUCAGCCUCGAAUAACUCUUUCAUUGACGAGUUAUUAAUGUUUAAGACUAAUUUCUGAAUGACAGCAAUCCUUAACUAGCUUGCGAAUACAGAAGCCUCUAAUUACGCCUCGUUGCUGGGGAACACCAAUUCCU
Porites lobata is the source of this 5430-nucleotide messenger RNA. NCBI's taxonomy places the organism in Eukaryota, Metazoa, Cnidaria, Anthozoa, Scleractinia, Poritidae. The record is from the annotation of a GenBank genome assembly.